Trichomonas vaginalis G3 is the source of this 552-nucleotide messenger RNA. RefSeq lists its product as uncharacterized. The record is from RefSeq and is a predicted model, not a curated record. The transcript has a single exon. Bases 1 to 552 code for a protein of 183 amino acids. NCBI's taxonomy places the organism in Eukaryota, Parabasalia, Trichomonadida, Trichomonadidae.
AUGAAAGUAAAAUCAUCGAGUGAAAUGAAAUUUUCACUUGCAAAUGAAACAAAUCAAACUGAUUCAGGAAUGAUUGAAGGACAAAUCGUUAUGGGUUCUCCUCUUUUUGAAGAAGGUAAAAAUUAUGAUGAAACAAAAUUUGAUAUAUCAAUAUUAUCACUAUCAAAUACUGAUACUGACACAUCAUUAUUUAAUGAUGAUAUUAUUUACGAAAUCCCAGCUGAUGUCAAAACUGAAAAAGAAGUAUAUAAUUAUUCCGCAUCAAGUGAUGUAAGUGUUGUCAGGGAUAAUAACUAUGAAGAGUAUGAAGAAGAAGAAAAAGAAGAAGAAACAACGGAAGAUGGAGGUAGUGGUAGUGACAGUCCAUUUGCUAGCAUGUUUGAAAAUCCUACCAUGAUGGUGGGGGCUUUAGUUAUAAUUGGUGCAGCUGUUGUAGUUUAUUUUUCGUCAUGUAUGUGUGGAAUCGUAUGGUGCUGUCUCAAAAGCAAGAAGAAAUCACAAGAUGCAGAGCAAAAUGAGGAAAUGCUUGCUCAAGAGGAAGAAGUUGCCUAA